Nasonia vitripennis (jewel wasp) is the source of this 3734-nucleotide messenger RNA. RefSeq lists its product as uncharacterized. The record is from RefSeq and is a predicted model, not a curated record. The coding region runs from base 1358 to 2257 and encodes 299 amino acids. Lineage: Eukaryota; Metazoa; Arthropoda; Insecta; Hymenoptera; Pteromalidae. The transcript has 3 exons.
UGUUCAGAAUAUCUUAAUAAUGCAGAUUUACUGAAAAUAGGUUAUGUUGCCAUAACAAAAUCGAAUUUAUAUAUUAAAUGAAAAGAAACAAUUAAUUUCAAGGAGAUAUUCACUAGUAUGCCGUAUCGACAAUAUUAUGAUAGGUUUUCCAAAAAAAGGAUUCCACGCAGUACAAUUGCAACGCGUAAAAAGAAGAAAUCGUAGCCAUGUAACAUUAGAUCCAGAGAAUUAGUACGUAUAUUUUGAUAACUGAAGUUUUAAAGUCACACGUAUCCAUUUUUUUAGAUUUGUUUUGUUAGAUUGCAUUUGCAAAAUGUUGACAUGUUCAACAGCACAUGUUCAUAUAGUUUUAAUGCAUAAGUGCAACAUUUUCCGAGUGCAGCGCAUUUUUCAGUGUGUGCUAGCUGCAGUGAAGUGAUAUUCAUGUUUUUAUAAAUAAUAUUGUUAAAAAUUCAUAAUAAUAAUUAAUUUCUAUUCUUUUCCUAAUUUCAUUUUUCUAAUUCCAUUGAGCAACUAUGGAGGAAUCUGCAGUAUCAUGACCCUUGUCAACUGUCAACCUCAGCCAGUGACUGACAUGGAACUGGUUGUCAGCUAGAGUAACUCCGGAGGCUGUGCGAGUUCAGGUAAAGGAAGCAGCUCCUUGCUUAGCUGUAUCUCAAUUGUAUGUACAUACGUGUGCAGGCUUUAGGACAAGGCAAAUUUGCGAUGCUACAAGCUGCAAAUAUUAAAAACUCCUCCAAGCCAGACUGGGUGUAGCUGCAGGAUAUGACUUGUACUCGUCUUCUUCAUCAAGAGCUGUGGAUUUUCACUGAGGGCUCUCUCUCUCCAUACUAAAGAUAGUUUUCUUGUGCUGCAGCGAUAGAUAAUUUUCAGAAAGAUAGAUCUGCUGCAUUUUUAGGUCCGGAAUGUGAUAAUUACUUUGUCCUUCAGCUUUGUUUAUAAUUAAAAAUUUCAACUUUUCAGUGUUGCGAUACUUACAAGUGGCACUUUAUUUGUACACACAGGAGGUAAUUAUCAUAUUCUGUAUCUAAAAAUACGACAGAAUAAAGAUUUAUGCAUCACCAAGGCUAAUAGAUGCUCUGUGUAUAUCAUUCUGAAAAUUAUUACCCGCAAAAUAAAAAAACAUACACGGAUUAUAGGUUAACAUUUAAAGAGGAGCAGCAUUGUGAAAUGUAUCAAAGUACAGUUAAUUUUAAUGACUUUAACAAUAUCUACAACAAAAUUCAGACCUUUAGCUGCAUUACUUAAAAUGUGGCCUAACAAAAUCCUUGAAAAACAUGAUAAGAGUCAUUGACUGAAUCAAGUUCGUUGUCAAGCAUCUGAUUCUUCAAAAAUAUCUGUUUGGCCUAUCUACAUUAUGCUAAAUGAACUACCUGAUAAGUUACGCAGUAAUCAUAUGAUACUUGCUGGAUUAUGGGUUGCCAAAGUAGAACCUGUCAUGAAUCUGUACUUGAAUUCAUUUAUUGAUCAGGCUAAUCAAUUAUCGUCUGAAGGUUUCAAAUGGUAUUGGAACGGAGAAGAAAAAGUCAGUAAGCUAUUUCCACUUGGUUGUUGCGUUGAUUCACCAUGUCGUUGUGCUAUGCUUUGUAUGAAAAGAUUUAAUGGAUUGAAUGGAUGUACGUACUGUGAACAUCCAAAUGUGGCAAUUAAUGGUGUAAGAAAGUAUCCUAUGAUACUACCGCCUCCCCUUCUAAGAACUGAUACCUCUAUUAAAGAGAAAAUGCUUUUGGCACAUAGCAGUAUCUCGGAUGAUAUUACUGGCAUUAAAGGACCAUCAUCUCUUAUGAAUCUCAAUCAUUUUAAUCUUGUUGAUGGUAUGAUUGUUGACUUUAUGCAUGCGUGCCUUUUAGGUGUCACAGAGCUGUAUACUACGAUUAUAUUAACAAAUGUUAAACGAAAAUAUUAUGUAGGCUCUCCAAAUAAACUACUAAUUAUCGACCAGCGUUUACUGUCUAUAAGGCCUCCGAAUUGUAUAGCGAAAGUUUCAAGAAGUAUUAAAGAAAGAGCAAAUUGGACAGCUUCUGAAUGGUUAACAUGGUUAAUAUUUUAUUCUUUGAUUUGCUUACACGGUGUACUGCCAAAAAAGUAUUAUAAUAACUUAGCUAUGUUUGUUUGUGCUAUGAAUAUUCUAUUAGAAGAUUCUAUAACGCCUGCAAUGUUAGAAAAUGCUAGAAACCUAUUGAUACGUUUUGUUGUUAAUUUUGAAAUAUUAUAUGGAAAAAACUACAUGCAUUACAAUGUGCAUUCAUCUUACUGAUACAGUUAAAAAUUGGGGUCCGCUACAUAAUGCAAGUACUUUUCCAUUUGAAAAUGAAAACAAACUGUUACUCCGAAUGAAAAAAUGCAAUUAUCGUAUUUCCACGCAAAUAAUACUAAGACUAUUAAUUUACCAACAACUGCCACUGUUACAGCCAAAUAAUCAAUUAAUUUCUGACAAAGUUCAACAAUAUUGCAAUAACCUGGAUAAAAAUAAAUUAAAAAAUAUAUAUAAAGUUGAUAAAUGUAUUUUAAUAGGACCCGGCAAAGCAUGCACAUUUUCAAAACGAGAAUCAAAUUGUCUUCAGAAAUUAAUUGGUGUACAAACAAUAACAGAAUGUAAAAUGUACAAAACAAUGAUAUACAAUGGAAAUCGUUAUAAUACUAUUCAAUAUAAGCGUUGUCAGCGACGAAAUAAUUCCGUUAUUCAAACUAUUGACAAUACGUUUGGAGUUGUAUCAAAAAUAUGUAAAAUUAAAUAUAAUGAUGAAUUCAAAGUAUUUAUUUUUUUUUAUCAUAUAAAAAUAGCAAACAAUUUGGUUAUUGAUAAUGUUGAUAUUACACAUUUUCGAGUCGUUAAUGCAGAACAGAAAAUUGAUCUAGACAUUGUAUAAUAUCCUAGAUUACAUAGACCAUGUUUAUUAUUGAAACUGCGUAAUCAAAUUUUUAUUAUUACUAUUGUGAAAGGAAUUUUAGGAAGACACGUAAAUUAGUUUAUCCUGUAUGUUGCGUGUAUAAUUUUUGUAUUAAUAUUGUAUAUUUAUUGUAAAAUAAAAAGUAUGUCAAUGAAAAUUUACUGUGAAUAUACUAUACCUGAUCAAUUUAUCAUGAUAUAAGAAAAACAUUUUUGAAAAUUAGCUAUAUUGCGUUACAAUACUAAACCGUGCCACAUUGUGUUAAACUGUGUCUUACUGUGCCAAACUGUGCUAAACUAUGCCGAAUUGUACCAGAACUGUGCCAGGUAGUGCCAAACUGUGCCAAACUGUGCCAGGACUGUGUCAAAUUCCAAACAAUACACGAGAAAAAUAUUUUUAUUUUCAAAAAUUGGUAUUGUGCUAUACUAUGCCACACUGUGCUAUAACUGUGCUAAACUGUGCAAAACUGUGCCAAGCUAUGCCAAGCUAUUGUCAAAUGUUCGAAUUGGUAUAUAUGAAGCACAGUGUGCCAUAGUUUGGUACAGUUUGGCACAGUUUGGCACAGCAUGUCACAGUCCUGGCACAGUUUGGCACAGUUUGGCACAUCAAAUUAUUUCCACUAGGGAUAUAUCUAUUCUCCAUAAAAAGCACAUAUAAUGAUUGUUUGUGUACAAAUAAUAGAUAAUUUAAAUGUAUAAUAUAAAAUUCACUGUUGGAUAAAUUAUUUUAUUUAAACAAAAUAAAACAUGUUUUUAUUGUUAUGGUUUACUGCGCAUAGAAAGUUUUAGAUGUGUUUUAAUUAAAUUGUUUAAACAAAUAAAUAAAACAGUGUUAUAAUCUUAA